AUGGUGAGAGCUCCCUUCUAUGAUAAAAAUGGACUAAAGAAAGGUGCAUGGAGUGUGGAAGAAGAUAAUAAACUAAGGUCUUAUAUUCAGAGAUUUGGCCACGGGAUUUGGCGGGAACUUCCCAAAUUUGCAGGUUUAUCAAGGUGUGGGAAGAGUUGCAGACUGCGAUGGAUGAACUACCUCCAGCCAAAUGUAAAACGAGGAAACUACACAGAAGAAGAAGAGCUUAUGAUCAUCAAAUUGCAUGAAGAACUAGGCAAUAAAUGGUCUAUGAUUGCAGCAAGCUUGCCAGGGAGAUCAGAUAAUGAUAUAAAAAACCAUUGGCAUGCCCACCUGAAGAAGCGCACCAAGAAAAUUCCUACAACAUCAAAGAUGAAAAUGCUAUCCAAUGAAGCUUACCAACAUGACGCUGAUAUAGCAAGAAAAACAAAAACUGACAGUUUUGUAAGCAGUUCUCCCUCUUACCAAGUUCAGGAGAGCUCCCAAUUACCCCUAGAAACAUCUUCUAGUGAAUUCUCAUACUUGAGCUUUGAUAAUGCGCCUUUAUCUGGCAUAAAUUGGACUGCAGAAGAUAGUCUCGCUACAUUGGAAACACUUGAACAAUCGUUUAGUGACUUUUGGACUGAACCCUUUAUAUUGGACAAUACCUACGUCCAGAAUAACUAUCCAGAAUCCUUGGCAAAUGGAGGAUUUAGUGCAUCUCAAUCAUGCUACAAUGAAGGAAUAGAUACCAUCUACGAGGCAAUGCAAGAAUUUGAGAACUACCAGCAGAGAAUUAAUGAAGAUCCAUAUUUGAUGAAUUAG
This is a messenger RNA of Quercus lobata, 804 nucleotides long. Its product is annotated as transcription factor MYB10-like. NCBI's taxonomy places the organism in Eukaryota, Viridiplantae, Streptophyta, Magnoliopsida, Fagales, Fagaceae. Bases 1 to 804 code for a protein of 267 amino acids. The record is from RefSeq and is a predicted model, not a curated record. The transcript is spliced from 3 exons.